AUGCAGCAAUAAUUAGAGGAAAUCGAUAACUCAGUUUUACAAAUUUGUUCUACAAUUUUAACAAUAAGCAAAUCUGAUGAUGACGAUGAUAAAAUAGAAAAUUAUCCCAGCGUUUCCUCAACUACCAGCCCGACUGAAAAAUAUGUAACAUUCAAUCAACUACAAAGUUUAAUGCAAAUGUAUGAAACAACCUGCACAAAAACUGAUUCCCUUGAAGAGAAGUACAUACAGUUGGAGGAGAAUUUCAAAAUGUUGAAUGAAGAACAAAAAAGUUUACAGAUACAACAAAAGUCUCAAACGAAGAAAUCAAAUUCUCACGAAAGACGGAUCGGUGAAGUGGAGGAAAAUGUAAAAACUUUAACUGAUAGAAUGAAAGAGCAUACUUGGUCGACGACUACACCAUUUGACGAAACAACCCAAAGCACGGCAUCAGUUAAAGAAAUCAAUGUAUUAGUCAAUAUGAACAACAAGAAAAUCCAAGAAAUAGAAAAAAAUAUUAAAACACUUUUAAAAAAAGUUUACAACAGUGAAGCAUCAAUCAAUGAAAUGUCAGAAAAACACUUAAAACUUAUUUCAAAUUUGGAAACAUUUGAUCAGAAAACCACGAAGUUGGACUGGAAGCUCGGGGCCAUGCGUCAAAUGCUAGCAAAAAGAUAUCAUAUGUUGGAUUCUGUAAAAGAAGUUUUGAGCAAAAUCUCGCUAUCCAGAGAUGAAGCCUAUUUCCAGUUAUUUAGUAAAAUGGCUGCAUUAGAAGAAAAAUAUCAUUCAUGUUCUGAAGGGUUUUCCGCAUAUGAAUAUUUUUUCAAAAUUCGCGAUUCCGGGAUUGUAUUAUCUAAGUUUUCUGUUGUAUACUUCAACAUUGGCGACCACUUCAACCCAAACUCUGGAGAGUUUACAGUACCAACAAGUGGAAUUUAUUGCAUCAGUCUGGCAUUGAAUAGUGACUAUGAUACUAGUGCUGAAAUUGAAAUAGUAGUACGUGUCUCUCCAGAAAAGUUGGAUGACGACGAAGACGACACAGACACUGUGAUACGAGGGGUACAAAUUGUAAAGGGUAGAAAUAGUUUUGUUACAAACGAGUAUAUAGAACGUGGCUGUAAACUGUUUGUAAAAUAUAUUGCACACAAUAAGCUUUUUUAUUUAGUUCCAUUUCAUGCAACAUUUACUUGCUAUAAAAUUCAUGAUUGCAUUUAAUAGUAUUGGAAGAACUAGCAAAUGAAAAACACUCAAAACAGAGUGCUUUAUCGCAUAGUAAUGUCUUAAUUGUAAUUUUAUACUUACUCUUAUAUACAUUUUGCAGAAGAUAAUAUUUUUGCUUACAAUUGAUGCAUUUUAAAAUUAAAUGAUUAAAUAUUGCAUAUUAAUCAAACCACAUAUUUUAAGCGAAAAAUAACGCAAUGUUUGCUAUUAUCCUUUAAACUUAAAUUUAAAAUUGAUAAAAAUAUUGAUCAAAGAAUUUAGUAUGUCCUGGUUACUUUGUACAUUUUAAGUCAAAAUAAAGGCAUUAGAGCAUGCUCAUUCAGGAAUAUGCUGCUGUAAAACCU
Messenger RNA from Physella acuta, 1544 nucleotides. RefSeq lists its product as uncharacterized. Gene Ontology annotation, molecular function: protein binding. NCBI's taxonomy places the organism in Eukaryota, Metazoa, Mollusca, Gastropoda, Physidae. The record is from RefSeq and is a predicted model, not a curated record.